This is a messenger RNA of Melanaphis sacchari, 1775 nucleotides long. RefSeq names its product cyclin-Y (gene CycY). The transcript has 6 exons. Gene Ontology annotation, molecular function: cyclin-dependent protein serine/threonine kinase activator activity; protein kinase binding. Bases 589 to 1635 code for a protein of 348 amino acids. The record is from RefSeq and is a predicted model, not a curated record. Gene Ontology annotation, biological process: regulation of cyclin-dependent protein serine/threonine kinase activity; regulation of canonical Wnt signaling pathway. Lineage: Eukaryota; Metazoa; Arthropoda; Insecta; Hemiptera; Aphididae. Gene Ontology annotation, cellular component: plasma membrane.
UAAGUCGAUUAUCGUAUGUUUGUGUGGCGAUGAUCUCGCGUAAUUAAACGCCGAAUAUAAUGUUAAUAGAAUAAUAAUAUCAUAAAUAGUAAUAUAAAUAUUGUUUUUAUCUGUCCACCUUGCAGUCGUGGUCCUUGCCUAAUUAUAAUCCGUCUGAAAUGGUGUGCGCAAGUUCGUAGUAUAUAACGAUUAUUAUUAUCUGACAAGUGACAACAUGUCGUCACCGACCGGCGGGUGUUUGUUGAUUAUUCACCUCCGUCUGAUAAUAAUAAUAUAACAUUUGCACUUUACGUACGCACGCCAGCACCGCAGCCCCGUCUCUUCUCCACCGUCGACGCUGUCGCUGCUGCUGCUACAAACUUAAGCCGAUCGACGGUUAAUCAAGAGAUACCUGCCGAGUACCGUCGUACCGAGUACCGACACUCGCCCUGACACUGUUAGCUAAGAUUGUAGACGUUCCACGAUAAUUAUUAUAUAAUAUGGUUCAUACAUUUUACACAUGUGUGUAUAAAAAAAAAAUGUUAAAAAUGCUAUAACUUAAAACUCUGUUACCUACACUAUUACAUUAAACCUGUUCGUGUAACCUUCAUGUUUAUUGACGAAAGCAUCUACUUAUUAAAAAUCAUGGGCAAUUGGACUAGUUGUUGCUCAUACAGCAGCCCUCUAUCUAGGCGCAAGGAUGCCAACGGUGCUAUUAAUGAAUUCGCGCAAGAUGGUGAGGAGAGUGUUGGAAACUUACAGCACAUUAGUGAACGCGAGCAUGACGACUGGAACACUGACCCAUCUGUUCAUCCAAAAGUAGCAACAAUAUUUUUGGAGAGAUCAAAAGUUGAAAAUGGUUUAACAAGAAAACAAAGUCAGUCUCAGAUUGUAGACUUUAGAUCUCUAAAGAAAAGUAGUUCAUGUUCUACUAUAUAUUUAGAUGAUAGUACAGUAUCUCAACCAAAUCUAAAAAACACAGUAAAAUGUGUAGCUCUUGCAAUUUACUAUCAUAUAAAAAAUAGAACUUCUGAAAGACAAAUUGAAAUUUUUGAUGAAAAAUUACAUCCCUUAACUAGAGAUAUAGUACCUGAUAAUUAUGAUGUUCAUAGUCCAGAACAUCGUCACAUAUAUAAAUUUGUCCGAACAUUAUUUAAUGCUGCACAACUAACUGCUGAAUGUGCUAUUAUAACAUUAGUUUAUUUAGAAAGGUUAUUAACUUAUGCAGAAGUUGACAUAACACCUGCCAAUUGGAAGAGAAUUGUUCUUGGGGCAAUUUUGUUGGCAUCAAAAGUUUGGGAUGAUCAAGCUGUAUGGAAUGUAGAUUAUUGUCAAAUUCUUAAAGAUAUAACAGUAGAAGAUAUGAAUGAAUUGGAACGUCAAUUUCUUGAGAUGCUUCAAUUUAAUAUUAAUGUUCCAUCCAGUGUUUAUGCAAAAUAUUAUUUUGAUUUACGCUCAUUGGCUGAAGACAAUGAAUUGACAUUCCCUGCAGAACCAUUAAGUAAAGAACGAGCAAAAAAACUAGAAGCAAUGUCUAGAGUAUUUGAAGAUAAGAUAACCUCAGAAUUUUUAAAAAAUGGUUUAAAAAAAUGGUCUAGUCUAGAUAAUGUAAGCAGUACAACAAUUGCUCGUAAAAGUGUUGCUAUAUUAUCUUAAAAAUAAACUAAAUAUUUUUGCAUUUAUUUAACGAAUGUAACGUCACCAAUAUUGUGAUUGUUUUUACUUUUUAGGAUUAAUGUUUUAAGUUACUAUAGUUAUAAGACUUUUACUUUCUCCAUUUAUUUUAAAUCUAGUAU